CAUAGGGGGAAAGGCAAUUUUGGCCGUGGUGGAGGACCGUGGUAGUACUGGGUGUCACGUGUGUUUACCUGGUGGCACUCGCUCAGUGUUCUUAGUGCUAGAUAGGGUCACAAAAAGGCUCUAUACAACUAUUAUCAGAAAGAAAAAGGCUUGGCGUAAACGUGUGUCGUGAUGUGUGAGGAGGGAGGGCCAUGUGGCGCUUGCGGGCAUGCGGCACAUACUAAAUGCACGGGUUGCCGCACUGUCUUCUACUGCGGCAGGCAAUGUCAGAAGAAAGGCUGGUCUGACCAUAAGGAUGUCUGCCGUCCCUUCACGAUCAAUAAGAAGAAAGAGUUGGGUCGGCUUCUCGUGGCUACAAGAGACUUGGAGGUGGAUGAUCUAAUCUUGACGGAGGCGCCGCUGGUGUUGGGACCGAAGCAGGAGACAGAACCAAUAUGUCUAGGCUGCUACAGGAGAGUGUCUGGGAAAUACAGGUGUUCACGAUGCACAUGGCCUCUGUGUGGGCCCAAGUGUGAGGUCAGCCCUGAUCACCAGCCUGAGUGUGACGUCACCAAGGCCGCCGGGGUCACCAUAUCCAUCGACGACACAGACGGGGGACCUCACCACCUGUACGAGGUCAUCACGGCCCUCAGGUGUCUGGUGUUCGCGGGUCGGGAACCUAAGCGGUGGCGGACGUGUGCGGAGCGGUUCAACACCCGGUACCUGCAGCAGGGGGCAGGGUGGCCCCAGCACCGCCACAACCAGGAACUUGUAGUCAACGUCCUCAGAGACAGGUUCCGCCUUCACCAGUACCCCGGCGUCGACGGCUCUGAGGCUGCCAUCCACACAGUGCUGGGACUGCUGCAGAUUAACCAGGUGCCAACCAAGACGUCGUACUCGGAGGUGCAGGCGCUCUACCCCAUGGCCUCCCUCGCCAGCCACUCCUGUAUGCCUAACACCAAGCCUGUCUGGAAGGAUGGUAAGCUGACACUACGGGCGUCUGACCCCAUCAAGCGUGGGGAGGCCAUCACCUUUAUCUACACGGACAUUCUGUGGGGGACGAGAGCCAGACGCGACCACCUCCGUCAGACGAGGCUCCUCACCUGCUCCUGCCAGCGCUGUGCCGACCCCACCGAGCUCAACACCUACUUCUCCGCCCUCCUGUGUCGCCGCUGUGGCAACAAUGUUCUUCCCACCAGCCCCCUCGACGACUAUGACCCUUGGACCUGCGAAAGCUGCUCCAGCCAGAUCAGCGUGGAAGAGGUGUUGAGGACCAACUUGGCUCUAGGGGCGGCGGUGGAGGUGGCCCUGGCUAAGCCCUCAAUCCCCUCCCUUGAAGCGCUACAGCAGGAGUGGACGCCCCGGGUGCACACCAACCACUACCACCUGCAUGCCGUCAAACACUCCCUCCUGCAGCUCUACGGCCGCUCUAAAGAGAAGGCCUCCGACCAGGAAAAAGACGCAGCCCACUGGAUCGAAAUCGCCAAGAAAGAGAAAUCCUGCAAGGAAUUCCUGACGGUGUGCUCACGUCUCGACCCAUCAACGGCUCAGACCAUCCCCUUCGUCGGCCUCACCUUCUACGAGUACCACAAGACCAUCCUUCAGAGUGCACAGAAACACUUUGCGCAGAACAAGCUAACAACGCAACAGCUGAAGAAGAGGAUGUUGCUGUCUAAGGCGCUGCUGAAGAAGGCGAUGGAGAUCUUCAAACACGAGGAGGAGGACACACCGGAGGGUCAGCUGUACGUCACGUGUGAGCAAGAGGUCAUACGUAUUGGCAAGUGGAUGUUGGCCGUCGGGCUCGUGUGAGGGAAGGUGGAGGCUGUCUGAUAGUCGUACAAGCAAAUAGGAGAAGAGAGGCUGAGAGACUGACUGGCAGCGACACACAGGCAGAUAAAGGGAGUCUGACAGUCACACAAACAGUUGGAGAGUAAGAAUGGGGCUAAAAAACUAACAAUUAGAAACAGAAAGAUCAAGAGAAAGACAGGCUGACAGACAGAAAAAAUGUGAGACUGACAGACAGACAGAGGAAAAGAGAGAAGCUGAAAGACAAAGUGACAGACAAACAGGCAGGCAGAAAGAAAGUGAACCAAAUAUACUGACAAAAAAAGAGAAAGAGAUAGACAAAGAGACAUUGAGAAAAAGAGAGAGACAGACAGACAGAGAAUGAGAGAAAACAUGAUCAAUGACCUCGAAAGAAUUACUACAUUAUAUAUAUAUAUAU
Molecule: messenger RNA, 2203 nt
Organism: Homarus americanus (American lobster)
Lineage: Eukaryota; Metazoa; Arthropoda; Malacostraca; Decapoda; Nephropidae
Product: SET domain-containing protein SmydA-8-like
Exons: 8
Coding region: 172-1788 (538 amino acids)
Molecular function (GO): protein binding
Source: RefSeq, a predicted model, not a curated record